GGGACCGUAGAAACUACGGUAGGUAGGGAUCCCAACAAAAAAAGGCGGGAGGUGCGUACGGGUGCAGAAGGUGGGCAAGCGUGGGAGGAAGGGGUGGUGUAUUUCUACACCCACACCCUCACGCUUGCUCUUACGCUUACGCAUCGGCACGCUGCCACGUGCAGGAUCACGACCAGUGACAGACGCCAACCUGAACGUGGUCAAAAGGUGUCGCUCGCGUUUUCACAUGCAGGUGUCACGAAGCAGUCUGAGUGCGGGAACUUGGCGUAUUAUUAGCUGUGCCCAUCCUCUCAUUGGUUUAUGUGAACUGAAGAUGUUAUGAUUAUUAUCCCAUUCCGCAAGCCUUCUUUGACUUUGAGCUGCAUUUACUUGGUUGCUGACUUUGACUUUGAGCUGCAUUUACUUGGUUGCUGACAAUCCCCUUUUCCUCUGUGGUACUCACCGAUCACGAGCUGAACGAUCAUCCAUCUCAUUCGAGUUGCAGACGAUCCAUUGCAUUAAGUACCCCCCAGACUGCGCUCCCUCUCCCUCCUCYUCCCCCCCCCCCCCCCCCCCCUUGUCUGCCCCCCCGAGCAUAAUCUCCACACCGUCUGCAGACUAUUAACUUCAAUUCGGUAUCGCGAUAAAGGGCCAUCUCACAUAUCCAUGAUAUUAUCAAUCCCGCCUAACUCGAAAGAGACCUGGUAUCAGGAAAGCACUGGCUACUUUGCCAGUUAAUGGGAAGGGGUCCCCGUAUCUGCUUAAGAGCGUAAAGAGCUCUUACUCUACACCGCCUGAAGCUACAACUUGAGCCAAGGCGUCGAUGGGACACGUUGACCGUGUCUUUCUUGUCUGUCCCAACGUACAUUGAUCCAACGGAGGGCCACCCUCAUUCUGUGCCAUUUCUGUUGUUGUUCGGCGGCAACGGUUGCCGUAUUCAUGCGUUCGAGGCGUAAUGAUGUAAACGUCGUCAUUAUCAGCUGUUAGAGGUUGUUGAUUCUUUCGACAGCAUAUUUUACGAGAAUAAACACUGUCAAUACUGUGAGGUGGGGUGGUGAAACCCGCAGGGGCUGCAGACGUGGCCUGUAGGAAGAAGUACGCUAUCGGUCUGCGAGUGACAUCAGACGGUGUAAUUUGUCAGUUAGUUUGCUGGCCCGCCGGUUCUCAAGUCCAGAGUCAAGUGGUGUGGGAGAGAGGGGGGAGGACCUGGUCUGCUGCUGUUCAGGUAGAAGAAGAAGGAGAACAAGAAGAGAGAAGAAGGAAGCGGGUGGGUGAGAGGAGGCUGUCGCUCCGAGGAGAGAGAGAAGAGGACAGACGCAGUAGUAGUAGAAGAAGAAGAAGAAGAAGAAGGCGUCAUGGGGAAUACCUCCUCGCAAGAGACGUCGGCGAGGCGUGGACGACCCAAGUCCGGUUCUGGACCUGGCACAGGCCCAAGAACCAGGGUGAAAGGUCCCGGUGGGACUCCAAAGCAACCCAGCUUGACAAGUAAUGUGUUGGGGAAAGAGACGGAGGAUCUGAAAACUCUGUACGAGGUCACGAGGGAGCUAGGUAGGGGUCAGUUUGGAGUGACCUAUCAGUGUACGGAUAAGAGGACAGGAGACCUGUACGCAUGCAAGACGAUAUCGAAGCGGAAAUUGAGAAGAAAGGAAGAUGUAGAGGAUGUGAUCAGAGAAGUGCAAAUAAUGCACCAUCUGAUAGGGCACAAGAACAUCGUGGAGCUGAAGGGAGCGUACGAGGAUCAGGCGGCGGUGCACCUGGUCAUGGAGCUGGCGCAGGGGGGGGAGCUGUUCGACAGAAUCGUUGCGCGCCAUCACUACACCGAGCGCGCGGCGGCCGAGAUGUUCCGUACGAUCGUCCACGUGGUGGAGAUCUGCCACUCCCUCGGCGUGAUGCAUCGGGAUCUGAAGCCGGAGAACUUCCUCCUGAGCAGCAAGCGCGAGGAUGCGGACCUCAAGGCCACUGACUUCGGUCUGUCUGUCUUUUUCAAGCCGGGACAGAAAUUCACGGAUAUCGUCGGGAGCGCGUUCUAUGUGGCGCCCGAGGUUUUGGCGCGCAAUUACGGCCCGGAGGCUGAUAUCUGGAGCGCGGGAGUCAUCCUCUACAUCCUCCUCUCGGGAAGCCCGCCGUUCUAUGCAGAGUCAGAAAAAGGCAUUUUCGACGCAAUUGUACAGGGUGAUCUCGAUUUCCAGUCAUCUCCAUGGCCUAGUAUAUCCUCCGGUGCCAAGGAUCUGGUCAGAAGGAUGCUCACCCAAGACCCGAAACAACGUAUCACCGCCGCUGAAGUCACCCACCAUCGCUGGAUGAGAGUGGACGGCGACGCGCCCGACAAGCCGCUAGACAGUGCUGUUUUGACGAGAUUGAAGAAAUUCGCUGCUGCUAACAAGUUGAAAAAGAUGGCUUUAAAGGUGAUUGCGGAGAACAUGGCUUCGGAGGAGAUCGAAGGCCUGAAGGAGAUGUUUAGGGCCAUGGACGUGGAUGGGAGCGGGACAAUCACCGCUGCGGAGCUGAAGACGGGUUUGGCCAAGCAGGGCUCGCACCUGUCGGAGAAAGAAGUGAGCGAGCUGAUGAGCUCGGCGGAUGUCGACGGAAAUGGGACCAUCGACUACACAGAAUUUAUUGCCGCGACCAUGCAUCUCAACCGAUUCCUGAAGGAGGAACACAUCAUCAACGCCUUCUAUCAUUUUGACAAAGACAGGAGCGGGUAUAUCACGGCUGACGAGUUGGAAGCUGUGCUGACGGAGAACAAGAUCGGUGAUAAGAGCGAGAUCAAGCAGAUAGUCCGAGAGUGUGAUAGCAAUAGAGAUGGGAAAAUCAAUUACGAAGAGUUUCUCGCGAUGAUGAGAGGCACUGAGCCUCAGCAGCAAAGGCAAUUCGUGUAAGGAUAAGGGGGUACUAAGAGGAUAAGGGGGUACUAAGAGGGUAGGAGGACCUCAGAAGGCUGAGGAAUUUGCGGUUGUGGUUGCGGCUGCUGGGUUUGGGGGAUGGUGGGUGUGCGGGGGGGGAAGGGAGAAGGCGUGGCACGUGGGCGGGGAGAAGAAUACCACUGACAGUGUUGAUUGGGUGUUGAUUGGGUGUUGAUUGGGUGUUGAUUGGCACUUGUCGAGGCUGUAGAGGAUUGGGACAGGGAUGGUGGGUGUGCGGGGGGGAGGAGAAGGCGUGGCGCGUGGGUGGGGAGAAUAAUUCAAAACUGUUGAUUGGGUUUUGAUUGGUAAUUGCCGAGGCUCCAGGGUGAGAAGGCGCGGGGGGGGGGCAUUUAAAGUAUUUGUACGUGUAAAUUGGGGGACUGCUGGUGGUAUUGGUGGGGGCACGUUUUGGAAGAGGACAGUUUUCUCCUCGUCCGACAAAAUCUAUUGUCUUUUCAUCGUACUGGCGCGACCUGGGGUAGUGCCUGUACAUAACAAGCACAGCCUCUCUGAAGUUGGUUGCCAGGUAGGUGAUAGGUUCCCGCCAAAGGUGGUGGCUGAUGAUAAAUUCCCGCCAAAGGUGGUGGCUGGUGAUAAAUUCCCGCCAAAGGUGGUGGCUGAUGAUAAAUUCCCGCCAAAGGUGGUGGCUGAUGAUAAAUUCCCGCCAAAGGUGGUGGCUGAUGAUAGAUUCCCGCUAAUGAUGGCUGAUUGAUUCCCGCCAAAAGUGGCUGAUUUACAUUCCUGCCAAAUCUAGCUGAUAGAUUCCCGCCAAAAGUGGCUGAUUUUUUACAUUCCUGCCAAAUCUAGCUGUGAUAGACUCCCGCCGACGCACUCCGCCCUGGAAGCUUUUUGAAUCAUGUUUGAUUGGCCGAAUGUCUUCUUGUUCUGUGGGCAGAUACCUUUCUUACAGCCGUAUGUGGGUUUGGUGGGGACCACUUGUCGUUUGCCACGUGGCGUCCCUGCGACGAUUGCAUCAUCAUCUCUCGGUAUUCGAUCCCCUGAUGUCCCACUGUUCAGGUAGAAAAUGUACGAGGGGAGGAGGACCUGGUCUGCUGCCGCGGUACUCUUCUUCUUCUUCUUCUUCUUCUUUCUCUGUUUUCUUUUCCCGACUCUUCUUGUUUUUGUUGUCAAGCGGUCAGAUCUCCACAAUAAUAGUAUCCCGAUGAGAGAGACUUCAGGGGGGGGGGGGGGGGCAGGUGGACGAAGAGGAGAGAGACUUCAGGGGGGUGGGUAGGUUAAGGUAUGGUACGGUUUUACAGCCACACUGCUCAAGUGGCAUAGAGCGAGCUGCUUGUGUACUCGCACUAGCACCUUUUGUCUCAAAUGUAUCCGACCGCAAUAACGGCCUGACCUGGAUGAAUCUGACCGCAAUUAUGUGCACACCAGUACUUGGAACUAUGGUUAAAUGCAUGCUUGUGGG
Molecule: messenger RNA, 4302 nt
Organism: Chara braunii
Lineage: Eukaryota; Viridiplantae; Streptophyta; Charophyceae; Charales; Characeae
Source: the annotation of a GenBank genome assembly